Messenger RNA from Gilbertella persicaria, 2982 nucleotides. RefSeq names its product fungal-specific transcription factor domain-containing protein. Gene Ontology annotation, cellular component: nucleus. The transcript has 2 exons. Bases 1 to 2982 code for a protein of 993 amino acids. The record is from RefSeq and is a predicted model, not a curated record. Gene Ontology annotation, molecular function: DNA-binding transcription factor activity, RNA polymerase II-specific; DNA binding; zinc ion binding. NCBI's taxonomy places the organism in Eukaryota, Fungi, Mucoromycota, Mucoromycetes, Mucorales, Choanephoraceae. Gene Ontology annotation, biological process: DNA-templated transcription; regulation of DNA-templated transcription.
AUGUCGUCUGUAUUUGUACCCGAUAAUAAUAAUCAUGGUUCACCGCAGAAACAACCAGAACAAGCAAGACCUAAAAGACCAAGAAGUAGUUUAGCUUGUAUUCGCUGCCGUAAAAAGAAAGUCAAAUGUGAUUUUGUUCAGCCAACGUGUGGCCGUUGUGCUAUUGCAGGCUUACCUUGUAGUUACGCCACACCACCUCGUAGAGUAGACGGACAUGCUUUUGAUCAACUUGGCAACCAUGUGGAAGAACUCAAGGAACGAAUGCAAAAAAUGCAAUCUGAACUCGCCAUGAUGAAGAACAACUUGCACCCUUUCGCUUCUUCUUCCACAACUACCAACGACGAUAUUGUGGUGGAUCCAAACGCCAUGAUGAUGUCUGAUAAUAACAUGGCUUUGGCCACGUCUCAUCAUAACACGGAGCAAUCUGUCACUUGGAAACUAUCACUGUCCCCUUCUGGUCUUCGGAUUGACACGAAUAUUGCCAGUGUCGCUGAUCUUUAUCGGAUCUUAUUAAACGGUAUCAGUCAACUGAACAUCAAUAAUGAACCGACCACUAGUCUAUUUAACCCUGAAAGUUCAUCCGCGUCAACUGGUACACCUCUACAAGGUCAAAAGAAGCAACCAACACCAUCGCAACCUAAAUCAACAAUGAAAAGAAAUUUUGGGUCAGGCAAUUACCUAGACAACACCAUGAUGGACUACAACAAUGACAAGGGUGGUCGUUUAUGGGAAGUGGAUGAUAAUGAAGCUAGAAAAAUUCUUCAAGAAAAGAAAUCAGCAGAGGAUACUUUACCAAAAAACGUAUUGGAUAAUCUGAUGCAUACUUGCUAUCAUACGUGUUUCUUGGCUUAUCAGAUUGUGGACAAGGAUGCAUUCAUGCAACAAUACAUGUCAAAAGAAGGAUUAGAACCUCUUUUGGCGAAUUCUAUCCAUGCCUGGGUAUCUAAACACGGCUGUAUUUACCACCAUGCCAACAAUGGUCAUUCAGCAACCACAAUGGGCGAAUUUUACUUUAAAGAGGCACGUCAAUCGCUUAAGCGCUGCUUUGAUAUCAGUAGUCCCACUACUAUUCAUGCCUUGCUUAACUUGUACAUGUAUCAACUCAGUAGUGAAAGAUCAAGUCUGGCCUAUCUCUAUAUUGGUCUAGCGAUUCGUAUGGCUCAAGAUCUCAAGUUCCACAAGAAGGAGCACAUGUCUGCUGAUCUUAACCAGCGUGAAACCAACAAGCGUCUAUGGUGGUCUGCUUACUGGCUUGAUUUAUGUGCUGCCCUUGAAUCGAACAGACCGACCAUGGUCGAUGAUAAGGACUGUGAUCUAGACUAUCCUGUUCGCCUAGAACACGAAGAUGAUGAGACAGGCUACCGUGUUCAUUUUGCUGUCUAUUCAAUCAAACUGAUGCGUAUUCGUAAAGACAUUACAAAGCAUUUGCCUUCAGAACAAUCAGGCCAGUCUUUGUUGUCUGCUAUUUCAAGGCUAGAGAAUGCAUUGACCAACUGGCUUAGUGAAUUGCCGAAUGACUUGCAUUUUGAUGACCAAGCCAGCGUGUUUCAAAAGACAGGAUCUUUUAGGGACGAAGCCUGUCUUAUCCUGAACAUUCAGUACCAAACGACUUGGAUUAUGCUGCACAAGUUCUUUUUGCCUAAACAAGAUCAGACGGCUACACCCGUGGCUUUACUGUCUCUGAAUAUCUGUACGAAAGCGGCUAAUUUGAUCACACGUAUGCUUAGCAUUUAUGCUGCUAACUUGAAUUGGUGUCAAUUCUUUUAUGCUAUGGAUGGCAUUAUAGCCAGUGUGACGAUUCAUCAAGUGAAUGCUCAAAGUAGUGAAAAAGAAGUCUCUUGUUUGGCACAACGUAACCUGAUCAUGACGGCUAAUGUCCUGAAGGAAUCUCCCUUGAUGUAUAUGGUCAGAGUAUGUGAAAUCAUUGAGAGUAUUGAAGGCUUUUUGAAAAAGAAUGGUCUUUCUUCUAACCUGCAUGAUUUACCUCCUGUCAGUGAAGACUCAAUUAACCAACAGUCGAUUUCUUCUGUCUUUCAUCCUGCUGUGUUUGAUUCCCAGGCGAAUGUCAUGCCACAGCCUACGAAUGCUUCUUACACUGGUUCCUUGUCGCCUUCUGUUCAUUCUCAACAUACCAUGAUGAACUCACCUCAGUCUCAACACUCUAAUCAUAUGCGUGUGCCUUCUCAAUUGACACCCAUGUUUCAAUCGAGCUCAACACAACAACAGUCUUCACCUGCGGCAUCAUCAGCGUCUACGGCGACCCAUACUACUACUACUACCAAUACUACCACUGCUGCUGCUGCUGGUCAGCAACUCCCUAAACCACCUGUCAACAUGUACAAUGAUCCUAACAUCAUGGUAGAUUCAAACUUGUUUUUGAAUGACCCUACCUUGAUGGGUUUCAAUAUGGCUGCACCUUCUCAACCCAACACAGGCGAUAUGAACCAACUUUUAUUGAGAGAUAUGGGAUUUGAUCUGAACAAUGAGAGAAUGUACAACAUGUUUACACCUCGUAACACUACUAAUACCACCAGCCAUUCUUUUCCUAAUAAUGCACCUUACAGUCAGUUCAACAACAAUUUUAACAGCUUUGAAAACACGUCUGCCACGCCACCACCUGCCACGACGACCACGACUACGACUUCUGCCACAAGUUCAUACCCUCACUUUUUGAACCAUCCAAAUGAUUUGUUUGGAUUACAACAACAGCCACCCACUGCUACUUCUCCACAACCACCUCAACCACCACCACCAUCAUCGCAACCACCAUCACAACCGUUUAUGGGUAAUACACCAUUUGAUCCUAGUUUGUUUGGUUCCAUGAAUAUGGAUCCUGCUACUAUGAGUGCCUUACUUUAUAAUAAUGGUAUGCCUAAUUUCAAUGCAUAUCCUUCAGGCAAUAACCCAGGAGAUGAAAAUGAUUUAUUGUAUGCUAACAAUGGAAGAAAGAGAGCACAUCGUGAUUGGGAAGAUACUGCUUAA